AUGGGUAUAGCAAGAAAGUUCAUUCAACAGUUUAUUUUGUUUAAUAUUUGUGUGACACUAAUUCUCAAUUAUAACGUUGUGUUCAGUUCAGAAGUUGGUAACGGAAAAAUCAAGUGCCUCAAGGCAGAGAAAGAAGCUCUUCUCAGGAUCAAACGGGAGUUGUUGGACGUCCAAGGCCGAAUUUCUUCUUGGGGAAAUGAAGGAUAUAAUCAAGAUUGUUGCAGAUGGAGAGGCGUCCAUUGUGAUAAUCAAACCAGUAAUGUCAUCCGACUUGUUCUCCGUGGCCCCUCUGGUGCCAAUGCAAAUGUUGCUGUUGCACCAUUGGUUGGUAAGAUAAGUCCUGCCUUGCAAGAACUAAAGCAUUUGAAAUAUCUGGAUCUUAGUUACAAUCGAAUUUCAGGAGGCAUACCAGAUUUUGUUGGUUCUCUGAGUAAGUUAGAUUACUUAAACUUAUCUUGUGUUGGUAAUGAUUUUACAAAAGUUCCUUCCAAUAUUGGCAACCUUUCUAAUUUAAAUACCCUUGAUUUGAGCUAUAAUGAUUUUCUAUCUGUGAAUAACCUCAAGUGGCUCUCUGAUCUUCGUCAAUUGAGAUAUCUUGUCAUAAAUGGUGCUGAUCUAAGUAAAGCAAAUGAUUGGCUAGAAGCAGUUUCCGAGCUUCCCUUCCUCCAAGUCUUGAGCUUUCGUCGUUCUAUGCUCCCUGAAGUCCUCACUUCCAGUACUCCUCCAAUUUCCCUUACAACCCUUGAUCUCUCCUCUAAUUUUCUGAAUACUUCUAUAUACACCUGGCUGUUUGACAUUACCAAUCUGGUUAAACUUGAUCUCUCUUCUAAUGAUUUAGAUGGUCUUAUACCCGAUGCAUUUGGGAACAUGUUAUCCCUUGCUCAUCUAAAUCUUUCUGGAAACUUUUUCCAAGGUCCCAUUCCUGUUGUUUUAUGGAAUAUGAAAUCCCUGCAACAACUUGAUCUGUCUGGCAAUGCAUUUGGAGGUGGUCUUCCCAGUUGCUUUGGGAAAAUUAGUAAUUUGAAAUCGUUGCGAGUAUCUUUUUGUAGCUUGACUAGACAGCUGCCUCAGAUAAUGAAAAACUUGUCAUGCAUGACAAAUUCUCUAGAAUACCUGAACCUAGAAAGGAAUCAUAUCAGUGGUUUACUGCCUGAUGUUUUAGCAAACUUUUCAUCUUUGAGAGAACUGAGGCUCGGACAUAAUGAGAUGAAUGGAUCCAUUCCCAGAGUUGUUGGAAAACUUUCAAGUCUUGUUCUUCUAGAUCUAUCUUGGAAUGGAAUCGCGGGAUCAGUCCCCGAUCUUUUGCUAUUAUCAUCUCUGAGGGAUUUGCAUCUUUCCCAUAAUCAGUUAAGUGGCUUAACUGACAGUAUUGGACGCCUUUCCAAACUUGAGAGGUUAUACCUCGAUUCUAACCAGUUCGAAGGCACAAUAUCUGAAGCUCAUCUUUUCAAACUCCCACGAUUACGCGAGUUGGAUCUCUCUUUCAAUGCUCAACUACAUGUUCAGAUCAGUUCAGAUUGGAUCCCCCCAUUUCAACUGGAGGGCAUUCGUCUGGCACACUGUAGAUUGGGUCCUGACUUUCCAAACUGGCUGCGGAACCAGAAUAACAUUUCUGUACUUGAUUUGUCAGCCUCUGGAAUUUCAGGUAACAUUCCUAGUUGGUUCUGGGACCAGCUACCUGGACUCAACUUCUUAAACUUUUCUUACAAUGAUAUUGGUGGAACUAUACCAGAUCUCUCAAGAAAGACUGCUCUUCUUCGAAUAGAUUUGAGUUCAAACAAAUUCAGUGGUCUAAUACCACAACUUCCUACUAACGUGACAACGGUUGAUCUCUCCAGAAAUUCUUUUUCUGGGACCAUCUCUUUUGUUUGUGACAAUUUUGAUUCCUUAGGAUAUCUUGACCUCUCAGAUAACCUGUUAUCAGGAGAGCUUCCAAGUUGUUGGACGCUUAGAAGUCUAACGCAUCUCAAUUUAGCCAACAACAAUUUCUCUGGGAAGAUACCUAAUUCAAUGAGAUCAUUGCAGAUGUUGGAAAUGCUACACCUUCGAAAAAAUCAGUUGACUGGAGAACUACCCCGGUCCCUAGAAAACUGCCAAAGGUUGAGUUUUAUAGAUGUUGGGGAAAAUGCCUUGUCUGGUGAAAUUCCAGCAUGGAUUGGGAAUAGCUUAACUGAUAUCAUAGUUGUUAUCUUAAGGUCCAACAAGUUCAGUGGAAGCAUACCUUCAAGCAUAUGCCAGCUAACAAAGCUUCAAAUCUUAGACUUAUCGCAAAACAAGAUAUCUGGGACCAUACCAAAAUGUAUCAACAAACUCGCUGCAAUGACUGAAGAAGAGAGCCCAACAGAAAAAAUCAAGAGUUGGUAUUUUCAGGUAGACGAUGAAGGUGAUGUCACAAUGAAUGCCUCGUAUGAUGAGAGUGCAUUUUUGAUGUGGAAGGGAAGAGAGUCUGAAUACAGCAGUAUACUUGGAUUGGUGAAAAGCAUAGAUCUUUCAAGUAACAAAUUGGUGGGAGAAAUCCCUAUGGAAAUCACUUCUCUUGUGGGUCUUCUUGGUUUGAACCUGUCAAGAAACAACUUAACCGGCAGCAUCCCUCUGAAGAUUGGCCAGUUGAGGGCAAUAAAUUUCUUAGACUUAUCCAUAAACGGACUUUCAGGGAAUAUUCCUAGUAGCUUUUCACAGUUAAGUCACUUGGGAGUCUUCAACUUGUCUUACAACUUAUCAGGUAGAAUCCCUUUAGACACUCAAUCACAGACCUUCAACUCCUCAUCCUACUUUGAAAAUCCUGGACUAUGUGGCUCUCCACUAACAGAAGCUUGCCCUGGCGACGAAAUGCCUCAACAUCCAACGUUGGAUGUUGAUAGUGAAGAGGAAGAGGACGAGGACGAGUUCACUAGUGCAGAAUUUUAUAUUAGCAUAGGAAUUGGCUUCGUUUUCGGAUUUUGGGGUGUCUGUUAUGCUUUGAUCCUAAAUAGAACAUGGAGAUAUGCCCUUUUUAGAUUCUUGGAAAAUAUUGUAAAGCAUUAUGUGUAA
Messenger RNA from Nicotiana tabacum (common tobacco), 3030 nucleotides. Its product is annotated as receptor-like protein EIX2. Gene Ontology annotation, molecular function: protein binding. Lineage: Eukaryota; Viridiplantae; Streptophyta; Magnoliopsida; Solanales; Solanaceae. The record is from RefSeq and is a predicted model, not a curated record.